GUGUCUGAAUAGUUUCCGGAUGCACUGUAAACAGAGUUUAUACUGUAUUUGGUAUUACACUUACUGGAGUCUCUCACAGGCUUUGAAAAAGCACCUACGAAUAAGCUACCAGUACGGAAAGUGCCUCUGGCUGCUGGUAAGCUUUCUUAACUUAGACAUAAGUGUUUCCCAACACAUGUCUAACUUUUGUUUAACCAGCUAAACAGCUGCUCUUAUUGAAAAUGUGUUUGGAGUUACCUUUGUAGCUAAUAGGCUAUGUUAGAGUUUACACUUCCUCUUCCAAUUAUGUGUGGAGGUCAAAAUAAAGUGGGGUGAGGGGUGUCCAAGCAAGGAAAGACUUUGGGGGAUUAGAUUGUUUUCUUUCAGUUGGGUUGGAAAUUCCUCUGAAUACUUUCUUUUCCUUUUCCAUAUGCUCUCUCUCAACUAUCUUAAUACUGUUUAAAAGAGAGCCUCACAGUGCACUUUGUCAACGUCCAUGUCUGAUUCCUGUCAUGUUAAGUGCUCUGACAGAGUCUGUGUCUGAAGUGGGCCCGUCUACCUUUGUCAUUAUAUAGUAUAGACUGAGGGAGUGUUUGACCAGCUGUUAAAAUACAACUUCUCCCCCUCUCCAACACCUCCUCCCACCCCAGGUUCACGCUCUCUCCCUUCAUCAUGUCGUUUCUGUCCUGGGUGCGGUCCCCCAAGCUCACCUUCUUCCAGACGCUAGUGUCUCUGGUCCUGGGGGCCAUGGCCCUCUUGUCGUCCUACUGGUGUGAGGGCAGUCAGAAGGUCCCCAAGCCCCUCUGCUCGGCCAACAAACUGACCAAAUGCAUACCUGUGCCCGGGGUCUCGCACAACUCCACCUCCAUCCAGUUCUCCUGGGAGACGGGGGACGACCGCUUCGUCUUCCCUGCCUUCCAUGCAGGCAUGUGGAUGAGCUGUGAGGAGAACAUCUACACUGACGCCUGGGGAAUGUUGUGGUUGUCGGUGUCAAUGGAGCUCAUGUAUGUUGGGCUGCUGUGUGUCAGCUGUGUGCUGCUGUCUCUUCAGUUGUGUCUGGAUGCCUUUUGGCCCUCACAGAUCUGGGGACAGCUCCUCAAUGCCUACUCUGCAGUCUUCACUAUAUUAGGAGGGUUACUGGGAAUGGUGGCUCACAUGAUGUUCAUGCAGGUGUUUCAGACUACUGCCUCUAUGGGUCCAGAGGACUUCAAACCACACAGCUAUGGCUACUCCUGGGGCUUUUAUGUGGCAUGGCUGGCCUUUACCUGCUGCAUGUUGUCAGGAGUCUCCACCCUCAACAACUACACCAAGAAGACUGUAAUGGAGCGUAGGCGCAAAGCCCGCCUGUACCCCCCUCGAUUCCCUGACAUAGAGCCCCUGCUAGCCCCGGCCCCCUACUACUGCCCUCCGCCCCCUCACCCCUGUAUGUCCCCACCAUCCCCAGAACUCUCACCCCUGUCACCCUACUAUGACUCCCCUUCGCUACCCCCAACCUCAUCACCCCGUCCACUCACCCACUCCCUCUCCCUCCCCCACUGCUACACACUCCCCCACCCUGAAUACUUCCCACCUCCCCCAUCCCACCCUGCUCCCCUGUCCCCCUAUCACCGCCACUCCCUCCCCUCUCCCUCCAUCACUCUACCCCUGUCCGUCCACAGUUACACACCCCAGUACUACUCAGAGGACAGGGGCAGAGAGAUGGAGGAAGAGGGGAGGGAGUACUCCGAUGAGGAGUACAGCCCACUUUGA
Molecule: messenger RNA, 1728 nt
Organism: Oncorhynchus mykiss (rainbow trout)
Lineage: Eukaryota; Metazoa; Chordata; Actinopteri; Salmoniformes; Salmonidae
Source: RefSeq, a predicted model, not a curated record